Molecule: messenger RNA, 315 nt
Organism: Colletotrichum tamarilloi
Lineage: Eukaryota; Fungi; Ascomycota; Sordariomycetes; Glomerellales; Glomerellaceae
Exons: 3
Coding region: 1-315 (104 amino acids)
Source: RefSeq, a predicted model, not a curated record
AUGAUGCUCUAUGUACUGGCAGGCUCGCCGUCUUGGCUCGCCCCUCCCCAAAGUAACGCACCAGGCACGCCGUGCGUGGAUGGCAGAAAGUGUGCGGUAGAGGAAGACCCAGUCGAGAUUGUGAGCGGCAACUUCACGGUCCAACGCAAUGAGCCAAGCCGUGUUGGCGCUGCGGCUGCCCGUGGCACCCUUGGCUGCGUAAACCACGGGCUUGAUGAUGUCCCGUCGCUAGAGGCACGACUUACCGAACAGGGAGGCCUAGAGUUUGACAAUGACACUUUCGUAGAUGAGCUAGCUAUCCGGUUAGCCUGUUAG